Chelonoidis abingdonii (Abingdon island giant tortoise) is the source of this 1073-nucleotide messenger RNA. NCBI's taxonomy places the organism in Eukaryota, Metazoa, Chordata, Testudines, Testudinidae. The record is from RefSeq and is a predicted model, not a curated record.
GCGGCCGCAGUGAGGGGCCCCCCGCCCGCCCGGCCCCGCAGUGUUAUUGUGAGGGGGAGACAAUGAGCAAACUCUCCUUCCGAGCCCGGGCGCUAGACGCCGCCAAACCGCUGCCUGUCUACCGCGGCAAGGACAUGCCCGAUCUCAACGACUGCGUCUCUAUCAACCGGGCCGUGCCGCAGAUGCCCACGGGCAUGGAGAAGGAGGAGGAAUCGGAACACCAUUUACAACGAGCUAUUUCGGCACAGCAAGUCUUUAGAGAAAAGAAAGAGAGCAUGGUUAUCCCAGUUCCUGAGGCAGAGAGCAAUGUCAACUAUUACAAUCGCCUGUACAAAGGAGAGUUUAAACAGCCAAAGCAGUUCAUUCACAUUCAACCCUUUAAUCUGGACAAUGAGCAACCAGAUUAUGAUAUGGACUCUGAAGAUGAGACGUUAUUAAACAGACUCAAUCGGAAGAUGGAAAUCAAGCCGCUACAGUUUGAAAUUAUGAUUGACAGGCUUGAAAAAGCCAGUUCUAAUCAGCUUGUAACACUUCAGGAAGCUAAAUUGCUGCUAAAUGAGGAUGAUUACCUUAUUAAAGCUGUCUAUGACUACUGGGUGAGAAAACGUAAGAACUGCAGGGGGCCAUCCCUUAUCCCUCAAAUCAAACAAGAAAAAAGGGACGGCUCCACCAACAAUGACCCUUAUGUUGCCUUUCGGAGGAGAACUGAGAAAAUGCAGACUCGGAAGAAUCGAAAGAAUGAUGAAGCCUCUUAUGAGAAGAUGUUGAAAUUAAGAAGAGAGUUUAGCAGAGCCAUAACAAUUUUGGAGAUGAUUAAGAGAAGAGAGAAAACAAAACGGGAGUUGUUGCAUUUAACAUUAGAAGUUGUGGAAAAAAGGUACCAUUUGGGUGAUUAUGGAGGUGAAAUCCUUAAUGAAGUCAAGCUUAAUAGACCUGACAAAGAGAUGAGCACCACUCCAGCAACUCUUCAUAAUGGAAACCACCACAAAGUUCAAGAAUGUAAAGUUAAGAUGACUGGUCAUUGUUUGCCAUUAUUCUUCCCAAGAGCAAGUUCCUUCCUCAGCAUAAGUUGA